AUGAUCCCCUCACAGAUGGAGAGGAUGAAGCCAGGCGCUGCUACUAUUGGUCAGGGCAGAUCGGCGGUCAUCAGCAAAUCCAUGACAACGUCCAGAAACAGCCAAAGCCGUACCACCACCACGGUGGAAACUUUGAAUGGGAGUAAUGUGAGGAACUCUCCCCAUUCAGGAAGUGCUGUUGCUUUUGCUGGGACUCCGGUUGCUCCUGCUGCUGAUGGUGCUGCUGCUGCUGCUGCUGCACCUUCAGCUUCUUCUAACACUGCCUCCCAGACUUCUUUGCUCAGCACUGCUGCGUCCUCCUCUUCCUCACCCGUCUUCUCCUCCAUCAUUGCAAGUGCUGGACCUCCGGUGGCACUGGUGAGGCCAGCAAGUGCCGCACCUGCUGCAGCUUCUGUUGCUGCAGCUACCCAGAAGGGGAACGCUCUUGGCAUCGAUUCAACUCUCAGUGUGAGGAGUUUGUCUCUCCCUGUUGCUGCUUCUGGAACCGCUGUGGGUGCUGGAGUUUCACUUCAGCCAUCCCUGGGGAACAGUCAACUUGACUGCUGCAUGCCAGCCACAGCCACCACCCAGGUCCUCAAUUCGGAGGCCCCUAAAACUGUAAUGAUGGCAGUGCCUCAGCAGCAAACACUGACGAGCGGUGGCCAAUCCAGCACAGGGCGCAAUGCCAUCAUUGGGCAAACCAGGCAAGGGGGCUCUCCUAAUGGUGGUGGCACUGCCAAUAGAGUGGCCCAAAGUCUGCCAGGAAUUCCAACAGCCGCUACAGGUGGGAUCGGAGCAACGUCGGCUCCUACACUUUUAGCACGCCGUCUGCCUCCACCAGCUCAGAAUCCUACAACUAUUCCAGUGUUUCAGCUAUCCCCAGGUAUGGUCCUCAUUCCAAGCGAACAUGGACAGUUGUUACUCCUUCCCCUACACAGCUUGGCACGGAUGCGGGCACAGGCACACGCUCAGUUCCAGCCUCGGAAUACCAGGGUCCCAUGACCCGACACUCCCACAAGGGGCCCUCCUCAUCAGCUAUCGACUCUGCAGCCUCCUGCAACACCACUUCUUGCACGACACGAGACACCAACCGCCACGGUGCAGCCAGUGUCCCAGGUACAGGCGAUGCUGCAGCCAACUUCAACAUUACCGACUUCUCUCGUACUACAGCCUCAGGUCGUUGUGGGCGCUGCUGCACAGACAGCUGCAUUGGCAACAGCCUCCUCUCUACAGCCUGGAACACCUCAGAGGGCUGGCCAGCUCUCUGCUGCCUCCACAGCAACGAUGGAAGAUGUGCAGAAAUGCCAGCAUUAUCUGUCUACCUUAAUCCGGCUGGCCUCAUCUGGAAAACGCUCUGCAGAGACAGCGGCAAAGGUCAAGGAGUUAGUCCAGAACUUGCUGGAUGGGAAAAUGGAAGCGGAAGAGUUUAGCAGCAGCUUAUACCAAGAACUGAAUGCUUCACCUCGACCUUAUCUCGUGCCUUUCCUGAAGAGCACUUUACCUGCCUUGAGACUGUUAUCAGCCGAUUCCACAUCCUUGAUCAAGCUCCAGAAGUACAUCCCCAAGCACCUGGGGUUCACCCUCAGGCUCCUGUGGUACACCCUCAAGCACCUGGAGUUCACCCCCAAGCUACUGGGUCUCACCCAUAAGCUCCUGGAGUUCAGCCCUAAGCUCCUGGGGUACACCCUCAGACACCUGGGGUUCACCCCCAGGCUCCGGGGGUUCAUCCUCAGGCUCCAUGGAUUCAUCCUCAAGCUCCAGUAG
Molecule: messenger RNA, 1743 nt
Organism: Trichosurus vulpecula (common brushtail)
Lineage: Eukaryota; Metazoa; Chordata; Mammalia; Diprotodontia; Phalangeridae
Product: transcription initiation factor TFIID subunit 4-like
Exons: 2
Biological process (GO): DNA-templated transcription; transcription initiation at RNA polymerase II promoter
Cellular component (GO): transcription factor TFIID complex
Molecular function (GO): RNA polymerase II general transcription initiation factor activity; DNA binding
Source: RefSeq, a predicted model, not a curated record